This is a messenger RNA of Terrapene triunguis (Three-toed box turtle), 2846 nucleotides long. RefSeq names its product TSR3 ribosome maturation factor (gene TSR3). Gene Ontology annotation, molecular function: rRNA small subunit aminocarboxypropyltransferase activity. Lineage: Eukaryota; Metazoa; Chordata; Testudines; Emydidae. The record is from RefSeq and is a predicted model, not a curated record. The transcript is spliced from 6 exons. Gene Ontology annotation, biological process: maturation of SSU-rRNA. Bases 79 to 990 code for a protein of 303 amino acids.
GGCGAGCCGCAGCGCAGAGCUCCUUCCGGUGCGGUCGGUCACGUCAGGCGGCGGCCGAGGUGCGGGCGCCCGCCAGCCAUGGGCAGGAAAAAGCCGUUUCGCCGCCCGGACAGACACAGCCGGCGCGCGCCCAAGUCCCUGGAGACCUUCGCGGCAGACGCGCAGGCGGCGCUGGCAGCCUGCAUUCAGCAGGAUGGCGCUGGAGAGGGGGAUUCUGCAGAGGUGAGAUUCCCAUGCCCUCUUGCCAUGUGGGAGCUGGGACACUGUGAUCCCAAGAAAUGCACGGGGAGGAAAUUGGCUCGCAAAGGCCUGCUCCGAAACCUGCGUCUCAAUCAGAGAUUCCCAGGGCUCAUCCUCAGUCCUAUGGCAACUCAGUAUGUCUCUGCAGCUGACAAACAGGUUGUAGCUCAGAAUGGAGUUGCAGUCAUAGAUUGCUCGUGGGCCAAGUUGGAAGAAACGCCAUUUAGUAAAAUGAGGGGAAGCUAUCUCCGACUGUUGCCUUACUUGGUGGCAGCAAAUCCUGUAAACUACGGCCGGCCAUGCAAGCUGUCCUGCGUGGAAGCUUUAGCUGCUACUUUCUGUAUUGUUGGGUUCUCUGAUCUAGCCACCAUUCUUCUGAGAAAGUUCAAAUGGGGAAAAGUGUUUCUUGAAUUGAACAAAAAUCUCUUGGAGAAAUAUGCGGCCUGCCAUUGCCAGGAAGAGGUGCUGAAAGUUGAAAAGGAAUUUUUAGCAAGUGCAAAAGAAAGAGAAACUGAAGAUAUAGAUCCAUUUGAUGUUGACUCUGGAAAAGAAUUUUCAAAUCCUAAUAGACCAGCCAGCUCCAUAGGAAUGGCACAAUGUGAUGAAGAAUCUGGUGAAGAGGAUGGCAGUGACAGUGAUGAUGACAGUACAGAAGAUGACAGUACAGAAGAUGACAGUGAAAAGCUUGCUGCACAAACAGCCAAUAAACCAGUUAUUUGGAAGGGAGUUAAAAAAAGACUAAAAGAUUAAAUUGUUUAUAAAAGUGAGUUUUGAAAAUUUGUAUAAAGAAACCAUGAAUAUAAUUGAAAGGAAAAUUAAAAAAUGUUGUCUAGACUUUUUCCAUGAGCAGUGAAAUGACUUGGGCUCCACUCCUGCAACUGGGUUUUUUUAGGGGACCACUGUGUCUACUCCAUUGACUUCAGCAGGACAACAAGGAGGCACAGGAGUCUGCCUGCAUAUAGUUCUCUAGUUGAAGCCUUUAUGUCAAGGCUUAUCUGCACAUUAGUUCAUGGCAUGCUGGGGAAUGAAUCUACCCUGCAAUAGUCUGCUGCAUCCUAACUGUCCAUGUGCAUACUGCUGAUGCACAUUAACAAUCCGUCUUUGAAAGGGGACUGAACUAAAGCUCAUUAGUGAACUGCUAAUGCGCAUCAGCAGUGUGUACAUCAACAGUUUUUACCCCCAGCAGGUCUGUUGUGCACACUGUGUAGAGUAUAAGUCCAAAAGUGAAUUGAUUACAUGGGGAGCUGGUUUCACUCUUUGGGGGUGAUGGAGUAGAGGGGAGUAGUCCAAGUAUCUGGUAAUUAAGGACUUGGCCUAGACAGAUUUUGGGAGACUUGGGACUGAAAAGGCUGUUGGGGUCACCUUGCAAGAAGUAACUAGGCUGCUGGAAGCCAGGUUGACACUACUCUAAAGUACUGACUGCAUUAAAGACCUACUUUAUGCCUUCAGACCACAUCCUGCACUUUUCACUAGUAAUGCUGCAUGUACCGUCAUCUCCACUGGGUCAUAAAACAUAUAUCCCCCAAUCCUACAGUCUGUUCUCAUUAAAGGGAAAGGAUGCUGCCUUAAGCUCUGGCUGCUGUUUUCUCGGAGUUUCUAAUGAAAGAAAAAUUAGGACGUGCUUCACAAGGAACCCAAGGUCUGUGGAAACUGUCUGCUACAAAGGGAUUGUACAGUAAGUAGACCCCCUAACAGUUUAAAUUAACAUACUGCUCCACUCAGUGUGAUCAUAACUGAUUUUAUUAUAAGUAAAAUACAAAUAUAAAAACAUGCAUGUUACACGUUAUGGUGGACUGAUAUGUUUACAUUAAACAAGUUUUUUUUUUAAACAGUUUCACUGAAGUGACAUACCUAAUUAGCAAAAGUGUAAACUAGAGGAAAUAAAAUUCCAUUCAAGAAUCGGAGUAGAGGGGCCUGAAACCACAACUUUGGCUAUCCAAACCACAACUGCUCUAUACAAAUUUAUAGUCAGCAUUCUUGAAUCUCUGCAAUGAUAAUUAUGCCUUAACCACGUCUGAGAGACUUUUCAAUUGCUGAAAGCUCUCCUGAUUUUCAGAUGCCAUAUUGCAUUAGUUAAAAUACACUAAAUACUUUCCUAAUAUCACUUUCUUGAAAACAUUUAAUUUUAGGUGCCUUAGGGAUCUUAGGCAAUUAUAGCUGGGAGGAGAGUUGGCUAUUAAGAUGUGGUCCACACUAAGGUUGAGAAUCCCUGGCCUAAGCAAAAUAAAUCUACCUAAGCAUAGGCCUCACUAGCUGGCUCUGCAGUGUGUUGAAUAUUCCAUCUGAAAGUCUCACCGAUGACUGUAGGAAAUCAAACAUCCAUUGAAUAAAAUGCCAAUCUGACAUAAUAGUUUUGUCUUAGCUACUGAGAUCAUCUGUGUGAGUCACAAUGUGUUGUACAAACCACCACAACUUCCUCUUCAGAAAUGCAAACCAGGACAUUCUCAUUAUGUAAAACAAACAGGAUCUAUAUAUAAUAAACUACAAAAGUAGAACUAUUAAGCACUGUAAUAAAGGGAGAGGAAACUAAAAUAAAACAGGAGUACUUGUGGCACCUCAGAGCCUAACAUUUAUUUGAGCAAAAGCUUUCGUGGGCUACAGCCCAC